Molecule: messenger RNA, 348 nt
Organism: Coccidioides immitis RS
Lineage: Eukaryota; Fungi; Ascomycota; Eurotiomycetes; Onygenales; Onygenaceae
Exons: 2
Coding region: 1-348 (115 amino acids)
Source: RefSeq, a predicted model, not a curated record
AUGGUCCGAGCCUCGACUCGAAUAAGAAAGCCCUCCCAGCGGGCCAGGGAGGCCGGUUACACCUCGGCUCCCCAUAGCCAGGUAGCCGAGAAAAGGGAGCUGGCGAAGCGAAAGACAACCCCGAAGCCACGAAAGCCGCGGGCGGCAAGUGGCAAGGGAAAGGGGAAGCAGAAAGAAGAGGUGGUCGAAAGACCAGUUUUUUUAACGGUCCUCAGAGAAGAGGACGAGCGGGCGGUUUGCCUGCUGCUUGAGCUGGCCUCGGCAGCAUUGGCUCCGGAUUUCAAACCGGAGGUGGAGGUGGAUUUGGAGGCCCGCCGAAGGGCGUUUUACGCCAAACUUCAGAAUUAG